CACACACACACACACACUGGAGUGCAGUCCAGUCUCAGUCCAGGGAGGCACUUUGGGCUGUGUGUGCGCGUAGGUUAGAGUCCCAAGAUUUCCUCGAUGACUGUGAACAUAGCUGCCAUCAAUGAAGGACCUGAACUGGACGCACGACUGGGGAACUUGCACAGCGUGUCCACACCUUUUUCAAAGGUCAUUGAUCUGGUUUCACUCCUGUUUGUCAAUGAAACUGAACUUUCACGUGUCGGAUGAGGACUUUUCUCAAGUGAGGAGAUGGCCAAGGUGUACAGGUUCUAUGUAGGGAUACUAACAGCGCUGGCCUUAUGCAAAUACUCGCUGGCAGAAUGGAAUGCGACGGACGAGUCUGCCAAUCGGACUGUGUCCCACUGUCAUCGCCAUGGCAACAGAGACAAUUGCACAGAUACAGGGGAGUGGGAUGGCGGCCAUUUCUCAAGAUGUCCUGAAGAGCUCACAAACUAUUGUGUCCACGGGGAGUGUCGUUACAUUAAAGAACAGAAGGCUCCGUCUUGCAGGUGUCAGCCUGGUUACAUCGGUGCCAGGUGUGAAUAUCUGGACCUGGACUGGCGGAUAGGAGAGAAACGAGAAAUCAUAAUCGCCUGCGUCAUAGCCGGGCUCGUUUUACUCAUUCUUCUCGUUGUAUUCAUCUGUAUGUGUUCACAUCGUAGAUGCAGAUUGUGUUGGCAGAGGAGAAGACGGAGAGAAGAGCCAAGGAACGGGACGGAGAAGCUCAGCAUGAUGGACGCCAGCACCACGCACACAGCUUUACCGGAAGAUUCAACAGAGCUGCACAACACCGACGCUGUGUGAAAAGUGCAAGACCAUGAGUCUGGAGGUUGUUUACACAUGAGAGAUUUUGUCCUUAAUGCCACAGCUGCUGCCCUUUGUCUCACAGCGAUGGCCGUGUGCUGUAGGAGGGCCCCUCUGUGCUCAAAGGAAGGAUGUUUCUGGAUGCAGGCUGUGUUCGAUCAAACGGCAGCACAGGAGUUUCCACCCUCCUCUUAAAAGGGCAGCCUUGUCUGAAACUUUGAUGGAGCUUCAGGAGUGAGAAGACGCCUUUCUGGAUUUAUAAUAAACAGAAAUCGGAGAUGAGUUUUCUGCUGGUUGUGUGUUGGCACGGACACUUUUGUUUCCAAAUGGCAUGGGGCCACAUCUGCAAGUGGCCUUUUCACUUAGCCCUGCUGACUGCACAGCGCUAAAUAAAUUGCUGCUAUGUUGGAAAAAGCUGUGACACCAGCUGGCAGCCCAGAAGAACAGCUGAUCAGAUUAUUGGUCUGCGUGGGAGACAGUGAAAAAUGAGAGGAGAAGGGACUGUGUGAAGAUACUACACUCCAUGCUCUCUUCAGGAAACGCAUAAACAGAUUAUCAAAUGACGAGAAAUAUGCACUAUUAUUGUUUCAAUAUGCUGUAUCUUUGUGUCAUAUUAUUUCCGCAACUCCGUUUCAGAAAGUUGGGGACGCUGUGUGUAAAUGUAAAUAAAACCGAAACUUACCCGAGCUCAUCUAGUAGUAAGUAAGUAAUGAACCUGGUCCUAGCUUGUGAAUGUCUGCGCCUUUCAUGGAAACCCACAGAUGCUAGCAUUAGCUUCCCUGCUUGAGCUAGCUGCAAUAGCAUAAUCAUGCCUGUCAAGUUGUUUCUCCUCAGUAGUCGACAUUCUCAUCGCUUUUGUCGGUCCAAUACAACUUAAAGUGUUUGUAAAUGGUUUACAUUUUUCUGUUAGGAUGCUAACUUGUGUUUUGAGCCGACUUAAAUACUCCUGCUUAAACUGCCACCUUUCCUCGCCAAUAGCAGCAACUUUCUGAUCCUUUAAACCUGUUUCUAUCAUAUUCAGAUUAAGCACAUAUUAUCGAAAAUAAAUGACGUUAUUGAGGUUAAACAUAUUGUCUGUUGUUCUACAAUUGAGGACAUAUCAAGAAGGUUAUUCCAGUCCAGGCUAGCUGCUGGCUAGCUACAAAUUCUGCUUGUGAUAACUUAGCUCAGCAUUAUCACUCAACUUCCUCUAAAACCAAAACUUUCAGUCUUGAUGCGAUAGACUAACAUCUAAAAGUUACCUUGAGUGGUGGCAGAUGAUUUUAUUUCAUUCCUGGUAAGCUGUUUCCCCAACAAAGUGAAGUUAACCUACUGCUACCUGGCUAGCUAAAACAAGCAGUAGGUCAUUUUAGUUUAGUGGCAAAAUUUGAGAUAGGCUAAUGCAUCACUUAACUUCUCUCUUCCUCUAAAACCACAGCUUGACUUUUUUUUGCUAUACUUUUAUAAUUUUUGCAAAGAUAGACAAAUAAGUGAGAUAAAGCCUAACAUGUCGAUACGUUUGCUUAGGUGCUAUCAGGCCUAUUUACCUGUGGAGUGUUGUUUGAAACAUGUUGCUGCCAUCAGAUUCAGAAUAAGCAUAUAUUAACAAAAGUCAGUGAAGCCGAUGAGGUUAAACACAUUAUACCUAAUGUAUUGUCUUUGCACUGUUUUCAAUUGAGUAUAUGUCAAAAAACACCUGUUGUCAUGUUCUGUUUUAUUUAUGUGUUACACAGCGUCCAAACUUUUUGGGAAAUCUUUUUUUUUUUUUUUUUUAACUUUGUUGAGUGUCAUUUCACAAAUGCACAGUAUCCGUAUGUCACAGUUUUACACAACAUCUACCGUUCUCAUUUAUUCCUCUCUCCACACCAACGUCUCCAUAUAAUCUCACACAGAAUAUUGUUACUCGUCAACAUUAGCAAUGCAAGAAGAGCCUUCUCUGUACUGAAGGAUGCAGUUCUGGACUCCCGCGUUGGAGGAGGACAAGGAGAACUUGUGCUGGAGGCUUUUUUGAACUGUAUAUUUGGAGCCGAACUGCGUCGGAGCUACAGGGGCAGAACAGCCGGGCCUGUGUGUGGAGGCUCGUCUGACGUGAAAGUGCUCCACUGUAUGAGACAGUUCCCAAACUGCCAGCCUUUCACUGGGCUUUUAAUGUGUAUAUGUAUGUGUAUUAAGUCUGCAUCUAAAAGUAGAAUGAAGAGAGUUCAGAGAGAGUGAGUGAAGUCUGUUUAUAUGUCACCUUUCAAUAAAUUCCAUAUGGCUGUAUA
Molecule: messenger RNA, 3065 nt
Organism: Acanthopagrus latus (yellowfin seabream)
Lineage: Eukaryota; Metazoa; Chordata; Actinopteri; Spariformes; Sparidae
Gene: btc
Product: betacellulin, epidermal growth factor family member
Exons: 5
Coding region: 268-822 (184 amino acids)
Biological process (GO): positive regulation of cell population proliferation; epidermal growth factor receptor signaling pathway; positive regulation of mitotic nuclear division
Source: RefSeq, a predicted model, not a curated record